Molecule: messenger RNA, 14628 nt
Organism: Portunus trituberculatus (swimming crab)
Lineage: Eukaryota; Metazoa; Arthropoda; Malacostraca; Decapoda; Portunidae
Product: sacsin-like
Molecular function (GO): Hsp70 protein binding
Source: RefSeq, a predicted model, not a curated record
AGAGCUUGUUGGGGAGGGAUUGGAAAGUGGAGAGGAGUUUGUUGGGGAGGGAUUGAGAAGGGGCUGAGCUACCGUGGUGAUUUCGAAGUGUUUAUGUGCAUUUUUAUGUAUAUUAUGACGUUUGAGUGUGUUUUGGGAUAAUUUUGAGUGGUUUAAUUGCUCUGGGUGUAUGUGGGGGGUAUCUUUUGGGUGUGUUAAGGUGUGUUUUGUGGUGUUUUUUGUAUAUUGGGUGUUUCUAGUGGGUUUGAGUGUUUAUUGAUGUAUUUUAAGGUGUAUGGUGUUUUCAGUGUAUUUUAAUUAUUUUUGAGUGUUUUAAAUGGUUUGAGUGUGUCUGGGUGUAUGUGAGGGGGGUGAGGAGUCCAAUGAGUGUGUUAUUACGUGCAUACAUAAAUAUAUACGGAGAGAGAGAGAGAGAGAGAGAGAGAGAUAGCAGUGGGAAGUCAGGAAGUAUGUAAGGGACAAUACGGGAACGAGACGAGUACCACGAACCCCACGCGUAUCAGGUUAUCAAGUUGUAUAUUUCAAAUCACCAGAACAACCUCUUUCACACUUCCUACUGUAUCCUGUUGACCUUGAAUGUCUUAGUAGUGUAUAUGGGUGCCUCUCCGUGAAGGAUUGUGGGUUGUGGUGUUGUAUUUAUGGUAUAUUUGUGAUUUAUUAGCAUGUGGUAUCUUGCAAGGGGAUUGUGGAGGGAGGCGAGUCUAGUGGGGCAAGCACAGGCAGGUUGCGGCAGACAGCAGUCGGUUACUCGCCUGUGCGUACGUUGGUUAUCGAGUGUUAGCAAGUUAUUCAUUCCUUUGUUUUUAGUGGGUGGUGACAUUGCAGCCCUGGCCACCAUGAGUCGGCCAGGGGGGAGGUUCACCUACUACAAGAUCGAGGUGCCCACAGUUGUCGGUCAGCUGCGGAACAUCCUCACCCAGUACCCGGACAAUGGGCAGAUCAUCAAGGAGUUGGUGCAGAAUGCGGAGGAUGCAGGAGCGACCACAGUGGAGGUGGUUCACGUACCUGACCACUUCACCAACCCAGAGGUGGAGGAAAAGGUGCACAAGUUUCUCCAGGGGCCGGCUGUGUGUCUGUACAACGAUGCAGUCUUCUCGGAGGAGGACUGGCAUGGUAUUCGGAAGCUGAGCGAGAGCAUCAAGAAGGACAACCCAUUACAAGUGGGACAGUUUGGCCUUGGAUUCAAGUCUGUCUUCCACUUGACAGACUAUGUGACGGUGAUCAGUGGGCAGGAGGUGCUUUUCAUGGACCCCAGCGAGCCAGUGGAGAGGAUGUGCCGCUGCCUCCCCCUGCAGGAACUGAGUGAGGUGCUUCCAAUCGCUUUCACACAGCGCGCCGUGGGACACCGCUUGACGCCACAGCACCAGGCCGCCGGCAACUUCCCGGGCACACUGUUUUGGUUCCCGCUGCGGCAGACGCCCUCCGAGAUAUCCGACACUGUAUACACCCCGGAGCACGUCCAGCGGCUGUUUGGCUCCUUUGCAGUGGAGGCCGGUGUGUGUCUCACCUUCCUGAAGUCCCUGGAGAAGAUAACCGUCGGGCGGGUGGAGGGCCAGAAAGUGACGGCGACACACUCCAUGGAGAUCACCAGCUCUAACAUGACCCAGAUGAGGAACAAGAGGCAGGCGUUCAGACAGGAGUUACAGCAGUGCAAGGGCUCCCCAUCAAAGGCACUCUCUUGCUCCUACAACGCCACACUCCACACCCACGAGGGCAGAGGCAACACCCGCCGCCAGGAAAUGAGAAUCCUUCAUCUCUUGCCGGGAAAGACGGAAGCAGAGUGGAUGAAGUGGGGGGGGAAGAAUACCAGUAAGCACAUUCCUCUCGUGGGGGUUGCCGUGCCCACCUCCACACCAGCUACUGAAGCUUCAGGUCACAUCUUCAGCUUCCUGCCUCUACCGCCUGACCCGACCAACAAGACCGGCCUUCCAAUCCAGGUCAACGGUGCCUUUAUCCUCAACCAGAACCGCAGACAGGUCAAGUGGAGGACCAGCGAGAGCAGCAAGGAGGCCGAUGUUGUGUGGAACGAGGACCUGGUGGUGAAAGUGGUGGCCAAGGCGUACACAAGGCUCCUCAAACAGCUGUGGAAGGAAGCUCAGAGCGGUAGCAUUGACGCCACACGCUGGUACUCCUUCCUGCCAGACCUUGGUGGGGUGUCUGGACGGUGGCUCAAGCUGGGGAAAAAAGUGUGGCAGAAUCUCUUAGCGUUGGACAUCAUUGCCUCCGAGGUGAGUGUGUGGGUGGGUGAAGGGCUUCCUCGCAGUGCAGGACGUCCUUACCUGCAACGACCUCAACUCCUGAAGCCCUCGGAAGUCAGCAACACGGUGAAGAAAGUGCUAUGUUCCCAGUCCCUGCCCCUUGCAACUCUGCCCUCACAUGUCCUGAGCUCACUGUGUGUUAUGGACCAGCAACCAAGUCCAGUCACACCCAAACAUCUCCGCUCCACACUCACCAAAUGCUCCACACUGAAGAAGGAGUGGAACCGAGAGCACCUCCUCUGUUACGCUGCCAAGGAUGCAAAAUACAGUGCUCUUUGCGGCCUCCCACUCCUGCCCCUUCAGGAUAAGACGUGGGACUCAUUCAGACCUGGUGGCGAGCCAGUGUACCUUUGUUCCCGCCAGGAGGCUGAAGCACUGCAGGGGCUGGAGAAGCAGUUGGUGGAUGUCAGUGUAGCUCCUCCUGUCAUGAAGGUCCUACAGGCUGUGGCAGAUUCUGGGGUGAGUCAGGUGUGUCGCUUCCGAGCCUCACAGCACGGACCAUCACUGCUUCAGAAGAGUGUGAGCACCAUGCAGAACGGCCGACUGUCCCAGGAUGUUGAGCGAUGGCUGGCUGCAGUGUGGGGCAUCCUGCAACACCUUAACCUACAAAGCAUAGAGCACAUCCCACUCCUGCCCACCUCCCAGCCUCCCCGUGUGCAGGACCUCACUUCCCUGGUCUCCCCCUUGGUGCUGCAGGGACGUGGCAAGCUGUCUAGGCCCCAGGUGGAAGUGCUGGAUCUCCUGGGGGUGGUGGUGGUGCCUGCCCUGCCAUCCUAUGUCAAGCACAUUGAGCUGUCAGGCUAUCUCGACUGCUAUGGCGUCACACUCAGCAAGGUGGCCAGCAAGAACAACCACACACACACAGCUAACCAAUUCAAUGGCCGGAAGACGAAGGAACAGAGGCAAGCACUGCACGGCCUCAUUGACACUCACAGCAUGCAGCCACAGCUUCAAAACUUGUUGAGAGCACUCACUAUAUUUGAAGCACAGGACCGUUACAAUGAUGUUACAGACAUGUGUCUUGCAGCAGUGAAUGUCAUCGCUCCAGACGUCCAACACUUCCCUGUAAGUUACCCAGAGACACUGCUUACCCCCUCACUGCCAGAGGAGCGGAGCCUGGCACUGGCCCUGGGUGCUGUAGCACUGUGCCACAGUGAGCUGUGCGUGAGGGCACUGAGGAGCUGCUGUAGUGAUGAGGACAUGUCCAGACUGGUGGACUACACUGAGGAUGCAGAGCUGGCAAAGAGCAGCAUGGUUCUGCAGGAGCUGAGGAAUGCGAGGUUUGUGCCCAACAUUGUUGGGUCGCUGUGCCGCCCCGCCGAGCUGUACGACCCCGACGAUGAUGACCGCGAUGCACUCAUCGGCGAGACUCAGACACCCAACAACUCCUUCAGGCGACACCUCCCGCUGCUCCGCUCCCUGGGCCUCAGGAAGCUGCAGGACAUACCCCGGAAGGACCUGGUCAGCCUCAUAAAGCGCCUACAGAACACACUGCUCAGUGAGGCACAGAAGAUCAAGAAGUCAACUGGUGUGCUGAGGGCCGUGAACCGCCGCGCUGACUGCCCACUCAUCUGUCAGGAGGUGAUGGGGGUGCCCUUUGUGUUUGGUGCAUCCAGGCCGCCAGAAUACCCUGCCAGCCUGAAGUGGGACACCCCGCCAGGCCUGCUGCAGCCGCAGAACCUCACCAGCUGCCAGCACAGUGAGGUGUGCGGCUCGACCCUGGCGGUGGUGAGGUGCCAGGAUGUGCCAUCAGUAGCUGAGGCCUGUGGCUGGACAUUGCCGCCGCUGGUGCAUGCCAUGGUCGGACACCUGCACAACAUCAAGGAAGCCUACCAGCAGGACGAAUGGACCAAGUAUUUCAUUCUGGCGAAGAAGACUUACCGUGAGCUGGCUGCCACGCUUGAUGCUGGGACAGCCCAGCUGGCUGGCCUCAAGACUGACGCAUGCAUCUUCACUGAGCAGGGAUUCAAGACCCCAGCUCAGGUGUAUGUCAGGCCAGGCUUUGAAGACCUGCACCUGCAGCCGUACCUCCACCCGCUGCCCCUAGAACUGCGGGAGAGUGAGGCACUGUUCCUCCACCUGGGUUGUGCUCCCAAACAAACUCCUGCCCUGCUGCUGGCGGUGCUGCACGCCAUCAGGGAGCGACACCUGGCCGGAGACACCAGCAGAGAGGAAGUGGAGCGGGACCGGCGGCUGGUGGUGUCAGUGCUGGAGAGGCUGCAGCACCACACCAACGAGCUGGCUGGGCCACUGCUGGUGCCAGUGAGGACGCAGCAUUGUGCUCUGGAGCUGUCUGAGGUGCAGCACAGUGCUUACACUGACGCCACCACUGACUGGAUCGACAGUGAUGAGCUGGAGGUGAGUGUGGUGCACCAGUGUGUGAGUGUCGCACUGGCCCGGGCACUGGGCGUGGCACCCUUGCAGAACUUCCUGUCUGCUGGCGGGGAGGCAGUGAUGGAGUGGGGCCAGCAUGAGCCGCUCACCACCCGCCUGCACAACCUGCUGCGGCAGUACCGGGAUGGUGUGUCUGUCCUGAAGGAGUUGGUGCAGAACGCAGACGACGCGGGAGCCACCACCGUGCGGCUGCUGUACGACCAGCGGCAGAACCAAGACUCCCGCAUGCUGCUCCUGGGCCAAGGUAUGGCACAGUGCCAGGGCCCAGCACUCUGGGCGUACAACGAUGCCCGUUUCUCCAAGCAGGAUUUUGAAAACCUGCGCGAGAUUGGUGCAGGCACCAAGGAGAUGCAACCCACCAAGAUUGGCAAAUUUGGCCUGGGGUUCUGCUCCGUGUACAACCUGACGGAUGUGCCGAGCUUCGUGAGUGGCUCCAGCUACGUGGUGUUUGACCCCCACAUGACCCACCUGGACACUGCCACCUCCUCCCCCGGCAUGAGGUACGACUUCACCAGCCGCCGCAACUCCUACAUGCUGCGCACCCUGCAGGGACAGUUCCAGCCCUUCACCGGCGUGUUUGGCUGCGACAUUCAGGAGAGCGGGUCCUUUCCGGCCACGCUGUUCCGCCUACCCCUCCGCACCCCAGCCCAGGCCUCCACCAGCAAGAUCAGCGACAUGUGCUACUCCCACAAAGACAUGAUCCAGCUGCUGGGCAUGUUCAGCUCUGUGGUGGGCCAGCUGCUGCUCUUCACACAGCAUGUCUCAUCUAUCACUGUCUGCCACCUGCCAGCUGGUGCCGCCUCCCCCACAGAGAUGGUAGAGCUCUUCUCUGCCUCCCGGGGCACACCAGGCCCCAUCCCCAACCUGUCUCCCCCACCCACCGUUGGCAAGCAGUCACUGCUGGAGUGCACUGCUGCCCUGUUUUCCCAGCACCAGCAGGGACUCAAAUGGGAUGGCGGCAUGUUGGUGGAGAGAAGCACUGCAGAGGUGAGGGUGUGGAACUCUCAGAAGGGUGCUGCCCUGUGUGGUAUUGAGCAGGGUGAGUGGGACACCACCUGGCUCACCUCCUGGCACUCUGGCUCAGCCAAGUCGUGCUGCCUCGCCGAGAUGCACCAGGGCCGGGCACUGCCUCUGGCAGCCAUGGCAGUGCCAGUGUCCCGUAGUGACAGCGGAUGGCAGCCACUGUGCCUGGCAGACCUUCCCCCAGGGUUUUAUCGUGAAGGUCACUUCCACUGCUUCCUGCCUCUGCCAGUGAAGACCUUCCUGCCGGUGCAGGUGAAUGGGGUGCUGGAGGUGGCAUCGGAUCGCACCAGCCUCCUCACCCAGACUGAGGACGAUCGCCAUGCCCUCAGCUGGAACGCCACACUGCUGGGGGACGCUGCAGUGCAGGCCCACCUGGGGCUGGCCGAGGCGUUGAGGCAGUUGGGGCUGUCUGCUGGGAGUGAAUACUAUUCCACGUGGCCGGUGGUGGGGUGUGGUGGGGGUCCCCUGGUGGAGGGUCUCACCACAAGCUUUUACAACACCCUGCUGGAAGAAGAUCUGGAGUUGUUCCGGUGUGGUCGUGGUGAGUGGCACCCGUUUUCACGCUGCCGCCUCUUGGAGGAUGACUUCCUGCAGGUGCCUGAGGUGGGAGAGGCUGCCUUUGAAUUUCUAGAGGCUUACUUGCACUCAUGUACUGAGGUGAGGAUGGUGAAGCUACCCGGGCACGUGCAGGCUGGCUUUGACCGGCAGGUGCUGGCGCAGCACACCAUCACCCAGGAAAUGUUCUUCCAGCAGUACUUCCUUCCCCACCUGUCAGAAGGACUGGUGAAUACUGAGAAGAGGGAUCUGCUCACAAUCCAUCUCCUAGAGAGUGGACACUAUUACAUGUGGCUGCUCCGUGCCCUUCCCUGCAUACCUACCCAGCCGCACGGUAUCCCCAGGCUUCCCUGCGAACUUGUCAGUCCAGAGUCUAGAAUCGCCAAGAUGUUCUCUGUAGAAGAUGAGAGAUUCCCAAUGAAGAACUUCUUGAAUCCCAUGACAAGAUCAGCUGCUUUGAACAAACUGGGGAUGAGCACACACAGUCUUCCCCAGGAACUGGUGGUGGAGCGCGCUCAGAGUGUGGCUGGUCUGGCCCGGGCCUGCCCCGAGUGUGCCAGACACAGGGUCUCCGAGCUGCUGGACUAUAUAUCGAUGCAGGAUUCACAGAAGCAACAAGAACUCGCUCACCAGUUAAAACCUGUUCCAUUUUUACCAGUUAUGGCAAAGCCAGAGGGAUGGAGUGUUGUCUGGCACAAAGAGUGCCCAGCAGGGGGAGAGCCACAGUGGUGCACCAGCCAUAGGGAAGCCACAUGCCAAGGCCGCCGUCUGCCGGUGGUGGUGGAGUGUCCCCCAGCCUUGUGUCUGGCAGCAUUCAGCCCUCUGGUUGGCAGCUUCCAUGCUCUGCUUGAAGAGUCUUUAAGGAGACCACCUACAGAAGUGUUGAAGAAGCUUGGGGUCACUGUACAUGCUCACGACUUGCCUCUGGUGUCAGUGGUGAAGCAGUUGUGUGAGUUCAGCACUGCUACUGCUGAGAGGGAUAAUGUCCUCAUGUGCCAUGCUAUAUAUGAACACCUGGAACAUUUUAUCACGCUUACAAGGAGGGAAAAAACUUCAAACAACAUCGGCGAAGUAAGAAAACUGCGAGACAAGAAGAUCCUGGCCACCACCCACGGGUUUGCAGCGCCAAGACUGUUUGCGGUGCAGGGCGAGAGCAACUGUGCCCCGGACUUGUUUUCAGCACGCAUGGAAGGGCUGGAGAAGUAUGAGUGCCUGAUGGAGACACUCGGCAUCAGAGAAAACUUUGAUUAUGAGGCCGUGAUGGAGGUGAUUCAGAAGAAGAGGGAGACCUUUGCAGACAGGAGACUUGGAGACAAGGACGUGCUGCAGGUGUCCAGGCUGCUCAACGUGCUGUUCCAGGUGAGGGACAGCAGUGCAGCACUGGAACAAGUCCUUCACUUGCCAGACAGCCAGGGCUUACUGCGCUCCACCCAUGACCUCUGCUUUGACGACGGGGCGGAACUCAGCUCCGGCCAGUUCCUGUGCCUGCACCCCAGCAUCAGUGUGUCCCGGGACAUGAGCAAGUGGCUCGGCAUCAAGUCCAAGACCAGGAAGCGCCUAUCAGAGUCGUCCAGCCGGCUGCGCUUUGGCCAGAAGGAGCCCCUCACCACCCGCCUGCGGAACAUCCUAGCCGAGUACCCCUGCGACUCGGGCAUCAUGAAGGAGCUCCUGCAGAAUGCCGACGAUGCCGGGGCCACGGAGGUCAUCUUCUACGAGGACUUCAGACGCUUGCCAGACCAGAGACUGUUUGACCCCAUGUGGGCACCCUUACAGGGGCCAGCCCUGAUUGUGUUCAACAACAAGGGUUUCACUGAGCAGGACCUCCAGAGCAUACAGGACCUGGGGAACAGCAGCAAGAGAGAGGACCCAGCAACAACGGGGCAGUACGGCAUUGGCUUCAAUGCUGUCUAUCAUCUGACUGACGCCCCAUCCUUCCUCACUAAAGGUCCUCGGGUCCCCAAAGGUGAGACUCUGUGCAUGUUUGACCCGCACUGCUGGUACGAUCCCUCGGCCACGCCAGAGUACCCCGGCGUGCAGUUUGUCAACCUGACUGACCUGCGGCAGGACCAUCCAGACUCCUUCGUUGGGUACCUGGAGCAGCACUUCCCGCAGGAAGGCACCAUGUUCAGGCUGCCCCUGCGGACGAAGCAGGACUCGCUCAUAUCCAGUGAGAUCCCCAAGGAAGGCGAUGUGUGCAGGAUGCUGAAGGAAUUUGAGAGGCAAAUGCCACACUGCUUGUUGUUCUUGAGGAAUGUGAGGAAAGUGUCCAUCAGGAAGGUGUUGAGUGACGGCCAGUGUGAGGAGGAGUACAGCGUGCAGGCCACAGUCCCUAAGAGCAGCAACCUGCCGGUGCUCACCCUGAAGCAUGGGGAUGACCGGGAGGUGAGGGACCCCUGUGCCCUGGACAUGGUGAGGACCUCUUACACCAUGAGCAUACAGGACAGCAGGGGAAGAGGCAGCCAAUGGCUGGUGGUGCAGCAGCUUGGGGUGGAGGAGAAGGACAGUCUGCCAGAGAUAGUGAGGGAAGCCUUCAGUCUCAAGACACUGAACAUGCUGCCUCAUGGUGGGGUAGCCAUCUUGCUGGCCACAAAAAACCACCAGCCCUGUGCUAGUGACCCAAAUGACAUGUUUUCAACUUCCUGCUACUUGCCCCUGCCUGCCAAGUCUGGACUGCCAUUCAGCAUCAACGGACACUUCACUCUCAACUCUUCACGACGGGACUUAUGGACGGGGCGUGGGGACAUGAAGGGGCUGUGGAACGAGUGGCUGCUGAAGGAACUGCUGGUGCCGGUCGCUGUCUGCGCCGCCGAGGAGUUCAGGAGUCUCCUGUUCCACGACAACAGUGAUGGCCACAUGACGGAAGACCAAUACGCCAGCAAGGUGUGGAUCUUCCACCGUGUGCUGCCCUUGGCCUCGCAGGUGCAUGGUGAAAGAUGGGAAAAGUUUGUGAAGUGGUUUUAUGAGCGGGUUAGAGAUAAGGAACUUCACUUCUUUGACUCUUUCAUCCCAGAAACAGACCUGCCACCACCACGAACCACAUUUUCAGGGUGCUCACUGGCCACACAGAGAGGAGAACCUGCACAGGAGAUUAGGAAGGGGCAUCUGGUGUGGCAUGCCUUCCACACCUCCAGUGACCACUUCCCUGUGUACUUCACACCGGUAGCAAUGGAAGACAGACACAGACACAGUCAGCAGGUCAUCGCCGACAUCUUGAGAAGGCUGGGCAUGAAGGUGAGCAGCGAGAGGAUGCGCCACAGGCUGGCAGCUGCCGACCAGGAGUUCCAGUGCCCUCUGCUCAGCCCGGAUGUGGCCCUGACAUUUGUCAAGUCCUGGGACCAAGACAUCAGGGACUGCUGCAGGCCGUGUGUGGGCAGAAAGGUGGCCAACACACCCUUCCUGAAGUAUGCCAAUGUUCUUAGUGUCUUGAAGUACGUCAUGGGAGGUGAGGGCUUCUCAGACGCCAGCGUGGACAAGUUGCCGCUGCUGGUGACUAACGACGGCAUGCUGGGGUGCUUCAGCAUCCAGGAGCCAGUGUUCUUGUCCUCUUUCUGUCACCUCUUGCCUGAAUUUGAAUUUGGGAAGGAAUUUACAUUGCACAGUUAUGUGGCGGUGAUUGAAGGGGCCAGAGACAAGUUUGAGCGUGUGGUGAAGACCUUCACCCCAGCAGACCUUGGGGAGCGCCUGCCAUGCAUCCUGGAUGCUGAGCAGUGCACGGCCAAUGCCAGACUUCCUCUCCCAGACUUGAAGUGGCUGUUGAACCUCUGGGAGUUUGUUGUUCAGUAUGUUGAGAAAGCCUAUUGCCAGGAGAGAGAAGUGGACUGGGCACAGGCCAAACAGUACAUACUGAGGACUCUCGGGAAGUUUGCAUUUUAUCCAGUGGAAGAAAAAGGGCAGGUGUUUGUCAUCCCCAUUGCAGAGGCCUGGCAGGUGCUUGAUGUGUCAGGUAACAUCACAGACUUUAACAAGCUGCCUGUUCCAGUUCCAUUUUCUGUGGGCAGCAAAGAUCACAUGGGUGGCAGUGUACUGGGUAUGGUUAGGAGCUAUUUGUUGCCUGCUUGUGAACAGAAGCCAGAAAAGCCAUAUAUACCCACUCAGUUGCAGCUUGCGGCAACACUGAAAGAUCCUGCUGCUGUCUUGCAGCUCCUUGACUUCCACCGAGAAUCAGUCAAUAUGUUCUUCCAGGUGUGUGGUCAAAAACCUGAAGACAGAGUUGUGAUUGACGAAAUGCUUGACUACCUCGGCAAGCACUGCAGCAAGUGUUCACUGUCGGGCAACAAGAUCCGGGCCCUGCAAAUAUUUCCACACCAUUCAGGUCGGCCUUGCACUCUGCAGGGCAGGAAACUCAUUGUUCUUGAAAAAUCUGUUCUCAAUUUGGAAGGGUUAGAAGGUGUCUGUUCUGAGCUGAGUCUACUGGUGGUCUGCAAGCCGGACUCAGUCAGCAUGACUGAUCUGUACAAAUACAUUGAACCCAACUCUCUGCUUGAGGAACUACAACUGUACGCAAGGGUCAUCCUGCCCAACAUGAGGUUGCUGAAUGAGACUCAGAGGAUGUUUUACCUCAAACACCUCAACAAAAACCUGCCGUAUGACUCAGAAAGGGAGUGGAAUGUGGCCCAGCGGAAUGUUGUUGAUACUCUGAGGUCGUGUCCCUUCGUUGAAGUUGAUGGCACGCUGAGAACUGCUGACCAGUUCUAUGAUCACAAUAUUGAAGUGUUCUGUGUGAUGGGGCUGGCCAACCUGCCCGAGGCAUGGAGGAAGUCAGAGUGGCACCGCCUGUUGAGGCUGGCAGGGCUGGUGCACCACGUCACCCCUGACAUGUUUGUGGGAUUUGCAUCAUCACUGUCACUGGGAGAUGAAAGUGUCGAGAAAUCUAAAGUCUUGUGUGACUAUCUGUAUGAUCAUCAUGAAGACUUGCUGCCAAAAAUCUCAGAAAUUGUGGACAUACAGUUUCUGGUCCCCACGAAGUAUGACAAGCUGGAGGCACUGCUGCCACACCACCAGACACACUCUGGCUUGCUGGCUUUUUCAGAAGGUGUCAACCCAAAAUUUGCCAAUAUCAUUUGGUCAACUAAGAGUUUGCUUCCAUCAUAUGCAACACAAGUUGCAAAAAAACUACAGAAGCAUUAUGGCAACCAGGUGAAUGUGGAGAGCCCUCCUGCAGCAGACAUUCUUGAACACAUAGUGAAGUUCUGUUCCUCCAUGCAGGCCACUCCAGAGAAGUCACCUAAAGUUGUAGGAAGUGUGAUGGAAAGUAUAUAUGAACACUUGUCACAACCAGGAAGGAGUGAAGUGCAGUCCCUAAAGGAGAGAGACGUCCCCAUCAUCCACAUCCCAGACCACAGCGCCUUUGUCUCCACCAGUCAUGUGGUGAGCAGCCUGGAGGUGGAGAUCUUGCCUUACCUCUACAAAGCGCCGGUGGUUUAUGGGAAGUUCUUUAACGUGUUUGCAAGACUUGGGAUGCCAGAAGGUGCCACUCCCAACACCUACGCUCAUGUUCUGGAGAUGAUCCACGGGGCCAGCAGGCAGAAGAAACUCCAUGCGGAGGAGGCCAAGCGGAUGAAGAUGGCCCUCGAGGGACUGGUGAAGGACAGGUACAAGUUGAAGAAUCUGUCUGUGCCUGAGCUGUACUUGCCAGCCCAAGAUGAGACUCUCAGAAGCUCCUCUCAGAUGUUUGUGGCAGACAAUGCUAAGUUACUGGUGAGUGUUCAGAAGGCAUUCCGUGAGCCUAUCUUCAUUGGUUUCAAAUACCUUAAAAUUCAAUUUGACGACUACUAUUUUGUGAAGGAAUUACCCAAGAGACUGCAGCCAAAGUUCCUGUCAGAAGCUUGCAAGAUAACUCUGCAGCAGGAAGGAAUGCAGGAGGAGCCUACAAUGUUACUUUGGGAAAUAAGAGAGCUGCUUCAGUCGGAGGAGUUCAAGCUGGGUGUUCUGAGGAUCAUUCACCACUACAGGCUGCAACACGGCAGUGGCCUCACAAAAGAGGAAAAGGAAGAAGUGUCGUCACUGCUGGCGAAGGUGACGGUGAGGCAGGUGAAUGCCAUCCAGACCACUCUCACUCUGCUCAACACAGUCAUCGGCCACCAGAAGAGAAUGACCUUUAUAGAUGUAGAUGGUGAGGAGGACCAGAGGACUUUGACUCUUUACCUCUCUAAGAGGAUCCCACAAACAAUGAUACCCAAUUCUCUUUGGGAUGCAUAUGUGAAGGUACUGUGCAAGUGGGAGAUUCACAACAUGAGGGAGUUUUCAGACUUGUUUGCCUGCUACGGGAAGCCCCAUGACAUCCACAAGUAUCUGGAUGAGAGGGGCAUCAAGGAGUACAACGCCGACAUGCCUGUGCGGAGCCUCUUCAGGAGUGAUGUGGGCACCUAUCUGGAGGACCACUUCCUGCCCCUGCUGGACAACAGCUUCUCAGAGUUCCACGAAAAGGAGAUAGUCUGUAUGAGGAAGUACUUGUGUGAGAACAGAGGAGCAGAGCCAGAGGACGAGGAUGCAGAGGAGAACAACAUCUUUGUGAUAGUGGAGGUGGUGAGGCUGGUGGAGAAGCACCCCAUCUGUAACAUGGAGAACAUCUACCAGGUCAACACCAGCAUGGGUCCGCCCUGCCUGGUCACCGUCAGGGCACACCAGCUGUACCGCUUCGUGAGGAAGGACAGCGAUGCUUCUCGGCGGGAGUUUGAGAAUCCUGAAGACAUCUUCAGGAAUAUAAGAGAGGAGCUGAGGAGGAUCUGGCAGGUGGAGGACGAGCAGGAGAGGCGGCACCUGCUGAGGCGCCUGCAGUUCAAGUGGCACCCCGACAAGAACCUUGAGAACGUGGAGCUGUGCACGCAGGUGAUGCAGUACAUGAUGUCCCUGGUGGGGCGGCUGGAGCGUGGGGAAGACAUCCCAGAGGAGGAGGACCCCACCAACCCACCCCAAGCACCCCCCAGCGCGGCCUACUCCCACUGCUUCCGUCCCCCGCCCCACCGCUACAUGAACCGGAAUAGGAACAGAAACAGAAUGGCUCCCAACCAACCCAGGCAGCCCAGGCCAGACCACCCCGAGGCCCACAAGUGGUUGAGGCAAGCCCGCAGUGACCUGGAGGCUGCGGAGGCUGUGGUGGAGCAGAUGCCUUGGUGGGCUGUGGCCAUGUGUUACCAGGCUGCUGAGAAGGUCCUGCUGGCUGCCCUCUUUGCACAAGACAGAGAGGAGGCAUCGCGUAGAGAUGGAAAUGGCCCACUGGAGAGAUCCCUAACCCAACUUGCAUUUCUGUUAGACAACCACCACGCUACUCAGCUGGCCAACACCAUUCAGCAAAUCACAGGAGAGUUUGCAGCAACUCUCUACCCAACAUUCCAAGGCUGCCCCAGGGAUCGCUUCACCCGGGGGGACGCAGACCGGGUACUGCCACCUUGCCGGGAACUGCUGCAGGUGCUGGGGGAAAAUAUUUAAGGUGUGGUGAUGCUUUUCUCUUUUUUCCUGUUUCCCUUCUCUCUCUCUCUCUCUCUCUCUCUCUCUCUCUCUCUCUCUCUCUCUCUCUCUCUCUCUCUCUCUCUCUCUCUCUCUCUCUCUCUCUCUCUCUCUCUCUCUCUCUCUCUCUCUCUCUCUCUCUCUCUCUCUCUCUCUCUCUCUCAACAUGGGUUUUAUUAUUUUAGUUUAGUUUAGUGUUUUUUUAACCAGUGAUGGAAGGGGUAAUUGAAUGGCUGUGAGGGGGGAAUAGGGGGUUGAUUGAAGGGCUGUGAGGGGAGACGGGGUAGGUGUGGGUGCUCCGUGUGUCUGUAGCCUUAGUAGUGAUAUCUCAGUGCCCCAGGAGUGUCAGAAAUUGUGAUGUGAAUUACUGAAGAUGAAUUGUGAUAGACUGUUUGUGUGUUAAGGAGUACUUAGUGUGAAGUGAAGGUGAACUGUGGGGGAUAAAAGAUUUUGAUAUAUAUAUUUUUUUUUUUAAGGGCAAAGCUGGCCAAGGGUAACAAAGGCAAAUAAGAUAAGAUAAGAUAAGAAGACACUCAUCUGCUAGUAUUAUAGAGUUACUGUCAAGGUAAACUUUUUCUUUUUUUUGCACACUGCUAUAAAUUUGGUGUAAUCUCCAUGUGUCUAUGCAAAUUAAUACUGUAACAAAUUGAUGGUAACUGCUAUUUCUAUACUAACUAUUUGUAUGUUUGGGGUGUACAAGUAUAGAAGUAAGUAAAUUGUGUGAUAACUAUGCACUAAUGAUAAACUGUGUGUGAUGAUAGAAUGAGUUCAUCACAUUAAUCUUGACCCUUUUUUGACCCCUUCAGUACUGGGACACAUUUUUACCUUGAGGUUUGUGUACCAUUAGACCAUUUUAUUGACACUAGUAAAGGGUCUAUGGAUGUCAGAAGGUUAAUGGCCACAGUCUUCAAUGUGUUUAAUCCUCCACAUGAGUUUCUGAAGCUGUAUAAAA